AAAGGGAAAAAAAAAACAAUUGUCGUCUCUCUCUCUGUUUACUGCAAUGGAGGACCGUUUCUCUACUAUUGCCAAUCUUCAUGGAGAUCACUAACAGAAGUUGAAUCAUAAGCCCACAGCAGAGUUUGUAAGGGGAACAUACAAAGGAGGCAAAGAUCUAUAAGAAAACCAUAAAUUUUUUAAGGAAGAAGUAGAGAGCUUGUCUUUGAGAGAAGUGAGAAAAUAUGAAUGUGAGAUGAAGGAUAUUCUCUAUUGGUGAUGAAUACUCGAAGAGAUAAUUCGUCACAAGUUCAAGAGAGAACUAUACAUGUCUCUACACACUACUCAAGAGUUCAGGCAUUAAUGUGAACUGAGCUGGAGAAAUCAACAAUACUAUUAUUGUGGAGAACCCUCAUCCAAUAGAUGGGUAGCUAGAUUAGAUAAGGUUGAUUUGGAAUCUACUUUUAGCUUUUAAAGUUUUGAUAAAACUGAUUGAUUUAUUCAUUUGUAGGAAAUAAUCAAUAAUUUUCUGAGAGUUUGUACCCUUGGUGUUCUUGUACUAGUUAUGGCUGAAGCUAUUGCUGAAGGAGUUGUGUCGUUCGGAGUUCAGAAGCUUUGGGAUCUUCUAAGUCAAGAAUCUGAGCGAUUGCAAGGAAUUGAUGAGCAAGUUGAUGGACUAAAACGUCAGGUGGGAAUGUUACAAUCGUUGUUGAAAGAUGCAGAUACCAAGAAACAUGGAAGUGAAAGGGUGAGAAGCUCCUUGGAAGAUAUCCAAGACUUGGUUUAUGAUGCUGAGGAUAUCAUUGAAUCCUUUGUUCUGAAAGAAAAUAUUAGAGGAAAGGAAAAAGGGAUCAAAAAGCAUGUGAAAAAACUUGCUUGCUUCUUACCGGAUCGCCACAAAGCUGCUUCAGAUAUCGAAGGCAUCACUAAGAGGAUCUCUGAUGUAAUUGGGCAUUUGAAGAGUUAUGGAAUUCUAGAAAUCAUUAAUGGUGGCCCUUCACUGUCUUUUCAAGACAGACAAAGGAAGCAGAGUGAGAUCCAGCUGACUUUUCCUAAGAGUUCUGAAAGCGAUCUUGUCGGAGUGGAGGAGAGUGUUGAAGAAUUGGUUGGUCAUUUGGUGGAGAAUGAUGACAUUCAUGUGGUUUCUAUAUCUGGAAUGGGCGGUAUUGGUAAAACCACUCUGGCGAGACAAGUUUUUCAUCAUGACUUAGUCCGACGUCAUUUUGAUGGAUUCGCAUGGGUCUGUGUUUCACAACAGUUUACACAGAAGCAUGUUUGGCAGAAAAUCUUGCAACAACUUCAGCCACACGAUGGUGAGAUUUUACAGAUGGACGAAAAUGCACUCCAGAGUAAACUCUAUCAAUUAUUGGAAACUGCUAGAUAUUUGGUUGUCGUAGAUGAUGUAUGGAAAGAAGAAGAUUGGGACCGAAUAAAAGAGGUGUUUCCACGGAAAAGAGGUUGGAAGAUGCUACUUACUUCUCGGAAUGAAGGUGUUGGGUUACAUGUUGAUCUAACAUGUUUACCUUUUAGAGCAAGAAUCCUUAAACCCAAAGAAAGUUGGAAGCUCUUUGAGAGUAUCGUCUCUAGGAGAGAUGAAACAGAAUUACCAUGGUUUGAUGAAGAAAUGAAAGCCAUGGGAAAGGAAAUGGUCUCAUAUUGUGGAGGACUACCAUUGAUUAUUAAAGUGUUGGGAGGCUUGUUAGCUGGCAAACAUACAGUUCGUGAAUGGAAAAGAGUUUCUGACAAUAUUGGAGUUCAAAUCGCAACAACACGGGAGUACAGAAUAUUGUCUUUGAGCUAUGAAGAUUUGCCAAUGCAUUUAAAGCAUUGCUUCCUUUACCUAGCAAUUUUUCCAGAAGAUGAGAAGAUAGAUUUGCAGAUAUUGUUCAAUUUAUGGGCUGCAGAAGGAAUUUACAAUGGAUCAACCAUCCAAGAUAGUGGAGAAGGAUACCUAGAAGAGCUAGUGAGGAGAAAUAUGGUUAUUCCUGGAAAAAGCUAUUCUAGUUAUGAAUAUUGUCAAAUGCAUGAUAUGAUGAGAGAAGUAUGUUUAUCUAAAGCCAAAGAAGAGAAAUUUCUACAAAUUAUCAAAGUCUCUCCUUCCGUCUCUACCAUCAAUGCUCAAUCGCCUUGUAGAUCUCGCAGACUCGCCUUACAUAGUGGUAAUUCCCUUCAGUUACUAGGACAGAAAAAUAAUAAAAAAGUCAGAGUUUUUAUAUUUGGGGGACUCGGUGAAGAUUGGAAACAGUUAGCUUCAGGCUUCCAGAGUUUACCAUUGCUCAGGGUGUUAGAUCUUUCAGGUGUAACGUUUGAAGGAGGGAAGUUGCCUUCUAGCAUUGGAGGGCUCAUUCACUUGAGAUUCUUGAAUUUAUGUCAGGCUAUAGUAUCUCAUAUACCUUCUACUAUGCGGAGUUUAAAGCGUCUGCUCUAUUUGGACAUAAAUGUUGCUCCAUUACAACCGGUUCAUGUGCCAAAUGUUUUAAAAGAGAUGCUAGAGUUGAGGUACCUUGCGUUACCUGAGAUUAUGCAUGAUAAAACGAAGUUGGAUUUGGGUGAUCUAGUGAACCUUGAGUACCUGUGGCAUUUCUCAACGCAACACAGUAGUGUGACAAACCUUCUCUGUAUGACCAAGCUCAGAAGUCUCGCUGUAUCCUUGAAUGAAAGGUCUACUUUACAAACACUAUCGUCAUCUCUCCUUGAAUUGCAAAACCUCGAGACGCUUAGGUUCCUUCAUCUGGACAAUCCGCCUGAGGUUGAUUAUGUGGGAGAGUUCGUUCUAGAUUUUAUUAAUCUAACAGAUUUAUUAUUGUUCUUACGUAUAUCAAAGAUUCCUGAUCAACGUCAGUUACCUCCCAACCUUGCACAAAUAUCUCUAUAUUUUUGCUACAUGGAGGAGGAUCCGAUGCCAAUUCUAGAAAAAUUGAUUCAUUUGAAAUCAGUUGAAUUAAGAUAUUGGGCUUUCGUUGGGAGGAGAAUGGUGUGCUCAGAAGGCGGAUUUCCUCAAUUACUUGCUCUAGAAAUAUCUUAUCAACUGGAGUUGGAAGAGUGGAUAGUAGAAGAAGGGUCGAUGCCAUGUCUUCGUGAUUUGACUAUAGGUGAUUGCAAAAAGUUGCAGGAACUUCCUGACGGAGUCAAGUACAUAACAUCCUUAAAGGAACUGAAGAUUAAAGGAAUGAAGAGGGAGUGGAAGGAGAAACUGUUUCCAGGUGGAGAAGAAUACUACAAAGUCCAACACAUUCCCGAUGUUCAAUUUAUCAACUGUGACGUAUGAUGAGAAUAACCAAGUAGCAGAUGCAGGAAUGAACAAGAAGCUAACCAAAUUCUCUUAUAUGGACUCUCCAGAAUCACAUGCGAAACAUCAAGGGCUCAAUAAGAGAUAAAGGUUGCUUCAUAAGAGUCAUCUACUCGUCUGCUGAUAAACAGGUUUUCGCGUAGUUACUCUGGAAUUGAUUAUGAAGAAUACAAAUUCUGAAGUAUCAAUACGUUGCCAAGUCUUGGAUUAAUCUCACAGCUCUCGUUAAGUUGUGGCUCAGAAUAUCAACGACUAUUUCAUAUAAAUAAUGCUUAAGAACUCUUUCAUGGAGAUUGCUUUGUUUUAUUUGUUUUCUCGUUUGUGGCUUUUGUAUGCUUUAUUUACAUCAUUAAGAGAAUAACGCUUAAUUGUGUUUUGUUUA
Capsella rubella is the source of this 3650-nucleotide messenger RNA. RefSeq names its product disease resistance RPP8-like protein 3. The record is from RefSeq and is a predicted model, not a curated record. The coding region runs from base 545 to 3247 and encodes 900 amino acids. Gene Ontology annotation, molecular function: ADP binding. Gene Ontology annotation, biological process: defense response to other organism. NCBI's taxonomy places the organism in Eukaryota, Viridiplantae, Streptophyta, Magnoliopsida, Brassicales, Brassicaceae. The transcript is spliced from 8 exons.